AUGAGUGGCAAUCAAAAAGGCAAGGGCAAAGGCCGCCGCGGACGGAAUCGUGAGGAAGAAUCCGCAUCAGCUCCGUCUUCUUCCGGAGCCCCGGGCUACAUGACCGUCGGCAGCGGUUCUUCGCAGUAUGCUUCACGACUACAAACACUUAUAGACGAUGAUUCAGGCUACGGCGGUAGCAUCGCAGGCGACGAUGCCAGUUCAUCUAGGCGACAGGUCGGUUCUUCUCGAACUGACCCGUCUUUGUCGGGGGAUAUGCCGCUACAACGCCGUUCUUCCACCAGCCCGGACUCUGAACACCGAAAGGAAGCAGCAGCUAUUCACCAGAUGUGGUACAAUCAGCAUCGAUCGUCUUUAAAUCGCGCCAUCAGUAAAGUCGUCGAUCUCCUCAAAACCCUCCAAGAGACAAAUAUCACCUGGCCUGCGCAUUAUCCUUCAGUCCAGAGAGCGGAAAGGGCUUCUCCCGAACGGUCCGCACCACGUCCAGGAAUUCAACAUACCUCUACUAUGGGCCCAGAGUCCUCUUCGCACCGCUCGCGCCCAUUGCGACGAUCCAUGACGACUACAGAAGACUACGAAACUGCAGAAUCUAGUAGGGAUGCGGAGAAUAAAAACGCAGUAGAUUUACCGAGACUAGUUUCACCGCAGAUUGCCCAGGAGUUUUCGAUUCUAAAGUUGGACCUUAAGUUAGGCGGUUUACAUCAGACUGAGCUCGUCCAUUCUCUUGAGAAAGGAUCUAUUGCCGCAUUGCUGGAUGGAAAGAUUAGCUCUACCAUCAAGCAUUUACAGGUACUCCGUGAAAGAAUCGAGGACACAUCGAGCAAGGUUUUGGUAACUGGAGACCUGAAUGCCGGAAAGUCUACGUUUUGCAAUGCGCUACUGCGCCGAAAGGUACUCCCGGAAGAUCAGCAGCCAUGCACAAGCAUUUUCUGUGAAGUCUUGGAUGCGAGGGAGAAUGCUGGAGUUGAGGAGGUCCACGCAGUCCAUCAAGAUUCGAUCUACAAUCGACACGACGAAUCGACCUAUGACGUCUUCCCCCUAAAUGAAUUAGAGCAGAUAGUCCUCGACAAUGUUACCUAUAUGCAAUGCAAAGUUUACAUCAAGGAUGUGCGAACGAUUGAUGAAUCGUUGCUCAAUAACGGCGUUGUCGAUAUUGCUUUGAUUGAUGCGCCGGGUCUCAAUUCUGACACGACCAAGACGACGGCCGUAUUUGCGCGCCAGGAAGAGAUUGAUGUGGUUGUCUUCGUUGUAUCUGCUGCGAAUCAUUUCACCCAGUCUGCAAAAGAGUUCAUUUGGGCUGCUGCGGCAGAAAAAGCGUACAUAUUCAUGGUAGUCAACGGUUAUGACCUCAUCAGAGACAAGGAGCGGUGCCAGAAGAUGAUCCUAGAUCAGGUGUAUGGUCUAAGUCCUCGUACAUUCAAAGAGUCCACCGAACUCGUACAUUUCGUGUCCAGCAAUGCUAUACCGGUUUCUUCACCUCCUGGCGGUCCAGAUGGAGGAGGCAGCGGUAGCUCGAGUGGAGGUGGCGAUGACCCUGGUGAUGAUCCAAAAGGAAAAGGCAAGGACAAGGAGAAGGUUCGGGAUUUUGAGAAGCUGGAACAGUCCCUAAGGCGGUUCGUCUUAGAAAAGCGAGCACGGUCUAAGCUUGCGCCCGCCAAAACCUACCUCCUCAACAUCCUCAACGAUGUCAACGUACUGGCUACUGUCAAUUCCGAGAUGGCCACAUCCGAAUUGGAGCGAGUGCUGAGCGAGUUAGAAGUCAUUGAGCCUCAGCUAGAAGCUUCAAGGAAAGCAAAAGCUGAGGUGAGUGAGGAUGUGGACCAAACCAUCGAGGAGACUUGUAAAGAUAUUUAUGACCACACCCGGACUACUCUCAACUCAGUCAUUGCCCACGCUGGUGAUGGCAAUUCCGGUGUACCUUAUCCAGGUCUAUUCCACGUUUUCCAGUACGCCGAAGAGUUGAAGGAAGCAAUGCUAUCUCAGAUCUCAGAGUCAGUCACGUCCUGUGAGGAGUACGCACGGACGAAGACUGUUGGCGGCGUAAAUAUGAUCAAACAACUCGGCAUAAUGCAUCUCGGCAACGAAUAUCACGAUCUCAACUUCCGCGCUGACGUCAUGUUCCGAAGGAGACGUGACGUAUUAGCGAAACAAGUCGACGUAUCUACCGAGUUCUUGGACUUUGUCGACUGGUCUACACUGAUGCAACGGCAAGAGAAGAUGGCUGGCACUGGAAUGGCCUUAACCGUUGCUACUGCAAUUGGUGGGCGUUUAGUUGGCGGUAUGGGAUGGAUGGAUCACACUCUGAGCAUAGUGAAGAUCGUCGGAAAUGACAACCUUCGAAGGCUAAUUGUCCCUGGCUUAGUCCUAGCAGUCGUCUCAGCUACAGCUUACGUUGUUCAGCAAAUACCGCAUUCACUACCUCACCGCUUGUCUGAAAAGAUCUCAGCGCAGUUAACAGCAAUCGACUACGUCCAUGCAAAUAGCAAUCGCAUCUCGAGUUCAGUGCGCAAGGUACUCCGAUACCCCGCGGACAAUCUUCGAGUUGCCUUAUCGCGCUCCGUCGAACAACUUGGUAAGCGACAGGAGGAGACUAUGAAGGUGCGGGGCGAAAGCGAGGUAGCCCUCAAGUAUUUUGGGAACCUGGUACGCGAGAGUGCCCACCAACGCAGCUUAGUCGAGGAGAUAGAUCUCGAUGCACACCCUCUGCCCCCUGCCGGCGUAAGCAUUGCUUGA
Daldinia childiae is the source of this 2733-nucleotide messenger RNA. Its product is annotated as Mitofusin FZO1. Gene Ontology annotation, biological process: mitochondrial fusion. Gene Ontology annotation, cellular component: mitochondrial outer membrane. Bases 1 to 2733 code for a protein of 910 amino acids. The transcript has 2 exons. Gene Ontology annotation, molecular function: GTP binding; GTPase activity. NCBI's taxonomy places the organism in Eukaryota, Fungi, Ascomycota, Sordariomycetes, Xylariales, Hypoxylaceae. The record is from RefSeq and is a predicted model, not a curated record.